Aricia agestis (brown argus) is the source of this 3818-nucleotide messenger RNA. It is a transcript of the gene norpA, whose product is annotated as 1-phosphatidylinositol 4,5-bisphosphate phosphodiesterase. NCBI's taxonomy places the organism in Eukaryota, Metazoa, Arthropoda, Insecta, Lepidoptera, Lycaenidae. The transcript is spliced from 23 exons. The coding region runs from base 257 to 3487 and encodes 1076 amino acids. Gene Ontology annotation, biological process: phosphatidylinositol-mediated signaling; lipid metabolic process. Gene Ontology annotation, molecular function: calcium ion binding; phosphatidylinositol-4,5-bisphosphate phospholipase C activity. The record is from RefSeq and is a predicted model, not a curated record.
GAAUGUUCAUUUCAUUCGCUCACAGUCCGCGAGGCCACGGUCCACGUUGGUCGUGUAUUUCGCUAAAUAAAUACACAUCGGAGUCUGUAAAUUGGAAUAUUCACAGUUUCUAAUCGGUACCAUCAGUUUAAUGAAAUAGAAUUUACAUUGCGAGUUCCAUUUGUUCGUUAUCUGAAGGAGAAAAGGAUCAUUUAAUCUGGCAGAUGGAAUGGCGUACUGAAAGUUAGAACUGUCAAGGUGAAGUAGAUCUUACACCAUGACGAAAAAGUUCGAAUUCAACUGGCAGAUCCCCACCCCGGAGCCCCUGUUACAGGGCGCGACGUUCGACCGAUGGACGGAGGAGAAGGACAACACGGAGCUGGAGAUGAACUGCCUGUUCAAGGUCGACGAGUACGGCUUCUUCAUCUAUUGGAAGAGCGAGGGGAAGGAUGGUGACGUGAUCGAGCUGUGUCAAGUCAGUGACGUCAGAUCGGGGGGUGUGCCCAAGGACACGAAACUCAGCGACAAACUGACAAACAAACACGGACAGGAUCUCGAAGACAAGUCACUGACGAUAUGCAGCGGGACGGACUACAUCAACAUCAACUACCAACACGUGGUCUGUCCCGACGCUAACACGGCCAAGGUAUGGUUGGAUGGUCUGAGGAAAAUAACGCACAACGUGAAAGCCAACAAUGUGUGUCCAAUGACUUGUCUCAAGAAGCAUUGGAUGCGGCUCUGCUUCCUCACGGAUCCGAAAGGCAAGGUGCCCGUCAAAGUCGUAGCCAGGACCUUCGCUUCAGGCAAGACAGAGAAACUGGUCUACCAGUGUCUAUCUGAGCUGGGUCUACCUUCAGGCAAAUCUGAUUCCAUGGAGAAGGAGGCUUUCACAUUCGACAAGUUCUACGCUCUGUACCACAAGAUCUGCCCGAGGAAUGAUAUUGAAGAGCUGUUUAGGACAAUUACCCAAGGCAAAGCGGAACGCAUCAACUUAGACCAGUUCGUGCAAUUCCUAAACGAGAAGCAGCGAGACCCGCGCCUCAACGAGAUCCUGUACCCGCUGUACGACGAGAAGCGCGCGCUCGAGAUCAUCACCGACUACGAGCAGGACGAGGAGGCCAAGACCGCCAAAUGUCUCACCAAGGACGGUCUCAUCCGCUACCUGAUGUCGGACGAGAACGCGCCAGUAUUCCUGGACAGACUGGAUUUCUACAUGGACAUGGACCAACCGCUGUCCCAUUACUACAUCAACUCGUCCCACAACACCUACCUCAGCGGACGACAGUUCGGCGGCAAGAGCUCUGUUGAGAUGUACCGACAGGUGUUGCUGGCUGGGUGCAGAUGCGUGGAGCUCGACUGCUGGGACGGCAAAGGCGAGGACGAGGAACCGAUAAUCACUCACGGCAUGGCCAUGUGCACAGAUAUCCUGUUUAAGGAUGUCAUCUAUGCCCUCCGUGAUACCGCCUUCGUAACAUCAGACUACCCAGUGAUAUUAUCCUUUGAGAACCACUGCUGCAAAGCCCAGCAGUACAAACUGGCGAAAUACUGCGAUGAAAUCCUGGGGGAUCUGUUGCUGAAGGAACCUUUGCCUAACCAUCCGCUGGAGCCCGGUCAGCCUCUCCCGCCACCCUGCGAGCUGAAGCGCAAGAUCAUGAUCAAGAACAAGCGGCUGAAGCCUGAAGUGGAGAAACAGGAGUUGGAGCUGUUCCGCCAGGGACAGUUCGUCAUAGAAGACGAGGUGAAGGAGGACGCCUCCGCCGCACCGCCACCCAAGAAGGAGGAAGAGCCGCCCCCGGAGGUAGUAGCGGCGGCGGCGGCGGAGGGUGCUGAUGGAGACGCGCCCCCGCCGGUCCAGUACACCGGCUCCACGACCAACGUGCAUCCCUGGCUCUCCUCCAUGGUCAACUACGCCCAGCCUAUCAAGUUCGUCAGCUUUGAAGAGGCUGAGAAGAAGAACAUCCACCACAACAUGUCGUCGUUCGCGGAGACCACCGGCAUGAACUACCUCAAGCAGCAGGCCAUCGACUUCGUCAACUACAACAAGCGCCAGAUGUCGCGCAUCUACCCCAAGGGCACGCGCGCUGACUCCUCCAACUACAUGCCGCAGGUGUUCUGGAACGCGGGGUGCCAGAUGGUGUCGCUGAACUUCCAGACGUCGGACCUGCCCAUGCAGCUCAACCAGGGCAAGUUCGAGUACAACGGGAACUGCGGGUACUUACUAAAGCCGGACUUCAUGCGUCGCGCGGACCGCAGCUUCGACCCGUUCGCAGACGCGCCCGUCGACGGCGUCAUCGCCGCGCAGUGCGCCGUGCAGGUGAUAGCCGGCCAGUUCUUAUCAGACAAGAAGGUGGGGACGUACGUGGAGGUGGACAUGUACGGGCUGCCGUCCGACACCAUCCGCAAGGAGUUCCGCACGCGCAUGGUGCCCGCUAACGGCCUCAACCCCGUGUACAAUGAGGAACCCUUCCUAUUCCGAAAGGUCGUACUACCCGACUUGGCCGUGCUCCGAUUCGGCGUAUACGAAGAGUCCGGCAAACUGCUUGGCCAGCGUAUACUCCCGCUGGACGGCCUGCAGGCAGGCUACAGACACAUCUCGCUGCGUACUGAGGCCAACUUCCCCAUGUCGCUACCCAUGUUGUUCUGUAACAUCGAGCUGAAGAUCUACGUGCCGGAUGGCUUUGAAGACUUCAUGACGGCUCUCUCCGACCCGCGCGCGUUCAUGGGCGCAGCUAAGGAGAGGACGGACAACAUGAAACAGCUCGGUAUUGAGGAGAGUGGCCCCGAGAAGAAGGAGGAGGUGAAGAAGGAAGAGCCGAUGGUGUUUGAGCCCAUCACAGUGGAGACUCUCCGCCAGGACAAGGGCUUCCUCAAGACUGGCAAGAAGCAGCAGAAAGACCUCGACGUCAUGAAGAAACGGCACUCCAAAGAGAAGAUGACGUUGCAGAAGCAGCAGUGCGCGGCGCUGGAGAAGAUGAUUAAAGGAAAGAACAAGGAACAGCUAAGCGGCGACGAAGCCUUCCGCAACCUAGUCGGCGAGCAGGCGCGCGCCUGGUCUGACCUGCUGCGCAAACAGCGCGCGGAGCUGUGCGCCGCCGCCCGCACGCGCCUCGACGAGCAGCGGGAGUUGCUGAGGAAGUUCAUGGACACCGCGCAGCAGGCGCAGAUGAAGCAACUGGAGGCCAAGCACGAGAGGGAGGUGAAAGAGAUGAACACUCGUCAAGCGAAGAUCAGCGUGGAGACCAGCAAGGAGGUAGCCAACGACAAGACGCUCAAGACCAAGCAGGAGAAGGACCGCAGACUGAGAGAGAAGAAGCAGAAUAAUACCAAGAAGUUCAUGGACGAACGCAAGAACCAAACAAUCAAACAGAAUCGCGAGAAGGAAAAACUGAAGGCGACACAUGACAAACAAGUUGAAGAAUUGUCCAAGGAUAUUGACAACCUGAUCGAGCUAUACAAGAUGGAGGAAUCGGAGUUUGAGAUGUCGAGCAAGUCGGAGUUCUUCGCAUGAAAGUAUCCCGAGAUCGCGCCGCUGCUAGAACAGCUGUCCUGACAGUGACAGAGCGUCGUUCUGCCCGCGGUGCCGCGACUGCUGUAGUAGAGAUGAUGUGACAAAUUCACACUGUCUUACAAGGAUCUUUCUUCGGCACUUUCUUAUAAUUAAGAAUGACAAUAAUGCCGACUUCUGCGAUGGUCGCCGGUUUAAUUAAAAAGGUGCAAGAGAGUACUCUCUCUUUAAUUUGGUAGACCAGUGGAACGGAUCACCGACGCGACUGGUGACUGGUGAGAAAUCUGUAGGCCUACUACGAAACCGUUUUGAGACUCAAUCGGCUGAGAGUGCC